GAGUUUUUCCAUAUGACUGGACCAAUUCAUGGGGUAAAUUCGAAAAAACAGCCCUACCACGCAGAAAAGAUUUCUAUUCUCUACUUAACCAGCAAAACAUUAGUAAGGCGGACUAUGCCUAUGCCCAAGAAGUCUGGCAAAAAUUCGAAAUGAAAAAUUUUGGUGAAUACCAUGAUUUAUAUCUUGAAACAGAUGUACUCCUCCUUGCCGAUGUAUUUAUGAAUUAUACCAUUAUGUGUUUGAAAGAUGAUGGCUUAGACCCAUCCCAUUAUGUUUCAGCCCCUGGUAUGUUUAAUGAUUCUUUAUACAAAAGCAGUGGGGCCGAAAUAAAACUUCUGACAGACCUAGAUCAAUAUAUGUUAGUAGAGAAGGGCAUUCGUGGUGGCAUGUCUAUGGUUAGUCAACGUUAUGCCAAAGCUAAUAAUCCGCAGUGUCCAGAUUAUGAUAAAAACAAGCCAACAUCAUAUAUAUUAUAUGAGGAUAUGAAUGCCUUAUAUUCUGGCGCCAUGACGCAAUAUUUACCAACAGAAAUUUUAGGUAAAGUAGCCCCCGAGGAAAUCCCUAAUAUUUUAGAAAUUCCGAUUGAUGCUGAAGAGGGCUAUUUACUUGAAGUUGAUGUUGAG
Messenger RNA from Entrophospora candida, 623 nucleotides. NCBI's taxonomy places the organism in Eukaryota, Fungi, Glomeromycota, Glomeromycetes, Entrophosporales, Entrophosporaceae. The record is from the annotation of a GenBank genome assembly.